AUGGAGGGGUCUUCUCCAACUCGAGGAUCGCCAUCGAAGCAGCUUACUGCAUUCAAUCCGAUGGGGUAUGAUGCUUUUGCUAACCGAGCCAACCCUGGCUCCCUUCCUGGAAUGGCGACCAUUCGUCCGACUAGUGAUCCAUUUGCUGGUUGGAUUGAUGAGAAAGGGCCUGCGCCUAGCAUCCCUUCGUCUCAAACUACCACUGCAAGCUCUGCUUCUUGCUAUGCCUAUCCAGUGCCUGCUACCAUUGACCAUGCGAACACUCGCACCUCAGGCAACGAGUACAAGUACUCGCCUGUUUCGCCUCGGGUGACUCGCACCCACGCAGCUCGCGCGUCAAUUGGCCAAUUCCAGCCCUCGCCUGUCUCACCCCAGGUGUCCCCUGCAGGAGCUGGUCCCGGUGGAAUGCUAUACUCGCCUUCCCGUGCCCAGGCAUCUCGGUCGCUGGAUCAAACUCAAUACUCGCCUCAUUCGUUGACUCGCACUCAGGCGCGUUUGGCAUCUGAGUACUCUCCUGUUCAGGCAGGUAUUCCCAAUGUUCGGUACUCACCAUCCCGUGACGACAUUAACUAUGAAUACAAUCCGACACCGGAUUUUUUAUCUAGAUUGCUCGCAGCCGCUGAUUCUGCCGUUGGAGAUACCAAUGUUGCCUCCCCUACCAAUGCACUGGCCCAUAUCUCCCCCAGUAACCAAGCUCGUCGUGCCACUGGUACAACCGACGCGUCUCCACGAUCUCCCGCCGGUGGAACUAAUGAUGUUGUUGAGAAGCAUCGCAGCUUUAUUGUGCAGCAUGUCCCUCUCGACACCCCCCACCGCUCUAUUGUCAUGAUGUUCCCGAUUGAGGAAUAUCCUUCCCUUGAGAGUGUUUGUCUCAAGCACCUUGAGGCUAGGGGCGUCUUUUCUUUCUCGUUUGGCGAUCUUCGGGAGGCCGUCCACGCCAUGAACAAAAUCCGCCUAACUCGUCCUAGCUGGCGCGUCUUCCCGGCCAGUUACGACGACAUUGCCACUUUCAAUGGAACCAAUGGAACCAACGGAGCCGCUUCCCCUGUCUCUGUGCCUCAGGAUGGUGCAUUUCUGCUUUUUGUGUACACCAUCCCAAGCAAGUGGCUCGUGGAGCCCGUGGAAGAGAUUGUCAACCAAGUCGUCGCUUCCCUUGGCACCCUGCGCUCUUGCAAGCUUACCGAGAAUGGAACGAGCAUGAGUCGAUACCAAGUCGAAUAUUUCAACAAGCGUCAUGCAGCUUAUGCUUUUUCCUGCCUCGGUGGGUUCAGGCUUGAUAGUCUUCAUUUCAAUGUUUCUAUUGAUGCACGUGAAGAGGUUCCUGUUUUGCCUCGCUAUCGAACUGCCAGCUUUGGCUCCCCUCGGAGCCCUGUGACACCGUACCACCUCGUGUCCAAGGAAAACGAGAUCGACGAGAAGGUUGACAUCUCUCCAGUUUCUGGUGAAGGUCAGACGAGUGGAGAGCAUGCUAUUGACCUUGACCGAAUCAAACAAGGACUAGAUGUUCGCAGCACCGUUAUGAUACGCAACAUUCCCAACAAAAUCACUUCGGACCAGUUGAAGACUAUCCUGGACGAGUCCAGUCAUGGGAAGUAUGACUUCCUCUACCUGCGCAUGGAUUUUACCCAUCAUUGCAACGUUGGUUAUGCGUUCAUGAAUUUCGCUGAUGCAAUUGACAUUGUCGACCUCGUGCACGCUCGAGAGGGCAAGGCUUGGCCCGACUGCAUCUCCGAGAAGAUAGCUCAAGUUUCUUACGCCACACUUCAAGGCAGGGAAGCUCUUGUGAAUAAGUUCCGAAACAGCAACGUUAUGACCCGUCCUCAUGAAGAGCGACCUCGACUCUUCCAUGUCGACGGCCCCCGUGCAGGCACCGAAGCGACUUUCCCCGGCCCCAAUGAUGCCAGUAAGCUCCGUCGUUCGGUUGCUAGCACCACUCAGCAAGGCCUCUAUUCACCCCGGAAACGAGCUCCCAGUACACCUCGCUCCAACCGCACGCGUCCUCAGUCUGGAUCCUUCAACCAGACUCCUCGGAGUCGACCAUCGUCGAUUCGCACUCCCCGGCACUCUGGCGGACGCUCGGUCCAACAUGGUCCUGGCGAGUUUUCUCCGAUGAAGUCAUCUCCGUUGAAGGCAGAGGACCGUCAAUUCAAGCCGGAGAAAAAUUAA
Molecule: messenger RNA, 2166 nt
Organism: Penicillium psychrosexuale
Lineage: Eukaryota; Fungi; Ascomycota; Eurotiomycetes; Eurotiales; Aspergillaceae
Product: putative meiosis protein MEI2
Exons: 14
Coding region: 1-2166 (721 amino acids)
Molecular function (GO): RNA binding
Source: RefSeq, a predicted model, not a curated record